Messenger RNA from Cuscuta europaea, 1092 nucleotides. The record is from the annotation of a GenBank genome assembly. NCBI's taxonomy places the organism in Eukaryota, Viridiplantae, Streptophyta, Magnoliopsida, Solanales, Convolvulaceae.
CAAGACUUAAUUUUUCCCAUUGAUCCCUGUCUAGCAACUAAAACAAUAAGCAUCUCUAUCUGUCUAUCUAUCUCUAAGCUAUUUGCUCUCUUCUGAAGCGAAAGAAAAUGGGUGCGGGAACUAUUGUGGUGGUUUUAGUUCUUAGUAUACUGUGCAAUGUUGUACCAAGUUUGGGCGCGACCUUCAACGUCGGAGGUUCAGAUGGCUGGGGACUUACCGGCGAUUACCAAACCUGGUCUAAGGGCAAGACUUUCAAAGUUGGCGAUUCUCUGGUGUUCAAAUACCCAGACGGGCAUACGGUGAACGAAGUAAGUGAGAGUGACUACAAAUCAUGUACUGCCGCGAAUUCCAUCACCUCGGACAGCAGCGGCACCACCACCGUCGCUCUCAAGACUGCCGGAAAUCACUAUUUCAUCUGCUCCUCCGCCGGCCACUGCGCCGGCGGAAUGAAACUGGCCGUCAAUGUGGUAAAGGACUCUGGCUCAACCACACCGUCAUCCCCUGCCGCCGACGCCACCUCUACUUCUCCAUCGACGACUCCCAAGAAAGGGUCUUCUUCCUCAGCUGCCGUUUCUCUUCCCUUAGUUCCAUGGCUCGCGAUGAUCAGCUUGGUAGCGGCUGUGAUGAUAUGAUCGGUGAUCAUUCAUCUGAUUCGGCCAGGAUGGAGGCAGUGCGUGCUCUGUAUUUCUUUAAUUUCUUCUCUAAUUAGUAAUUAGUAAUGAAGACUUGGUAUUCAAGUUUUAUUGUCUACUUUUGUAUCUACAUUAUUUGAGUGUGAUCACCUAGCUUAAUGAUUCAUCUAUGACUCUAUAGCCUAUAUCAUGGAUUAUAUUGGCUUAAUUUGUUUUGUAAGGGCAUGUAUACUCUGCUCAUGGUUGGUAGCUAUGGAGUACUUAGUAUUGAUGAAAUUUGGUAUUUGAAAACCUAUUUAGAAUGUUUUUAGUUGGACUAGAAACUUUUUGUGUCAUUUGGUGUGGUUCGGUUGAGUAGAUGUUUGAUAAAUGUGCAUUUUACUAUCAAAUCUUGAUCUGGUCAAAUUAAGUCUAAUUUGAUUUGUUUUGGUCUACUAUUGAAACUAGGGAUGGACUCGGG